GAUACUUUCCACCCCUCCAGAGACACAUCAUUUUCAAAUUCUCCACACCACAAGGAAGAGUCUAAAUGGAGCGAGCUGUCAUGAUGAUGUGCAUGUUUGUCGCAUGCUCGACUGCUCCCAUUCAGGAGAGUCAAAGCAAUGAGCAGAUCGCGGCGCAUGCCAGUGAGGCCCUGAGGUUGAUGGAGAUGUACAGGUUAUACCAGCAGCAGGGGAUGGUGGCAAACCCUUUCCUUCCUGCAUCGCAAACGUCCGGAGCAGGAACUGCCGGUGAAGCUCCUCCACGGAUGGAUGCUGCACCAGCUCAGGCAACCACUGUGGGUCCUCCUCCUCCUCCUGCAGCUGCUCGGUUGGUUGGAGACGGAUCAGAGGAGGAAGAGGAGGAGGAUGGCAAUCCUCCCUCAAAAGCUGCUGCUCCUGUUGCCCCCGUAAACUCUGACGAAGCAGAAGAGGCCGAGGAAGCGGAAGAGGCCGAGGAGGCGACUGCGGUCGAGGCAGAAGCGCCUGCAGCGGGACCUGCAGCAGACCCCGCAGCUCCUGCUGAUGUGCCAUCAGUUGUUGAUGCCCCCGCAGAGAUUGCAGCAGUUGAUGCGGCAGCUGUGGAUGCUCCCCCUAUAUCCCCCGAAGCGACAUUUGGUGAAGUCGCCGCAGAAGCUGCCGCUGCACCACCAGCAUAGGCCGACGUUGCCGUAAUAUGAUUGUACCGUGCAUAUUUCUGGCAGCUAAAAAUGUCACCGUGUAGGUUCAGUUGCAAAAGGUGCAAAGGCACGAAUAUAGAUGGAAGAAUACGCUUUGCUGGGUGCAUGUUGACAUUGUACAACAGUCGCUAUAGUGCUCGUGCAAAACAAACACGAUAUUGCGUCUCUCUUCGUGUGUUCAUGUUUUAUUAUUGUUACCACAUACCAUCCUCUUAAAUAAAGGUCAGAUAUCCUAAACAGCCGUUUCUAUAGCUUUUUUAUUUUUUUACAUCACAGCAUAAACACAAGGCAAAGGACAAAAAAAGCGUGUGACACGGGGUUAAUGCCAUUUGGGAUCUGUCAUGAUUGUGUUUUUUGUCUAGAUUACGUUUUGGUUUUGUUUCCUCAUGUGCUUUUGUCUUCCUGUUUGGUUUUGUGUCCACCUGGUGUCAACCAAUCAGCUUCCUCAACCCUUUGGGUCUUGUCCAUGUGUUCCUUGUUGUCUCGUCAGUUUGCUUGCAUUUAGUUUCCCGGGUUCCGUCUGUCUGAUCAUUGUGUUACUGUCUUGUGUUUUUGGUUCUGUUGCUGUGCCGUUGCUUUGUUUAACUGUCAUGGGUUUUUGUUUGUUUGUUAUUUCGGUUUAUUGUAGUUUUUCACGACUGUGUCUAUUGGGUGCAGUUUUUUUCCCCACAGAAUACCCCUGCAAGUGUUUUUUGUCAAUACAUUUUGUUCAGUA
Messenger RNA from Hippocampus zosterae (dwarf seahorse), 1410 nucleotides. RefSeq names its product enamelin (gene enam). The transcript is spliced from 7 exons. Lineage: Eukaryota; Metazoa; Chordata; Actinopteri; Syngnathiformes; Syngnathidae. Bases 66 to 674 code for a protein of 202 amino acids. The record is from RefSeq and is a predicted model, not a curated record.